This is a messenger RNA of Mizuhopecten yessoensis (Yesso scallop), 2440 nucleotides long. RefSeq names its product BTB/POZ domain-containing adapter for CUL3-mediated RhoA degradation protein 3-like. Gene Ontology annotation, molecular function: protein binding. Lineage: Eukaryota; Metazoa; Mollusca; Bivalvia; Pectinida; Pectinidae. The coding region runs from base 280 to 1149 and encodes 289 amino acids. Gene Ontology annotation, biological process: protein homooligomerization. The transcript has 5 exons. The record is from RefSeq and is a predicted model, not a curated record.
ACUUUUUCUAGCUUUGCAUUAAAUGGGUGGGUGUUUACGUCAUAAUUUUUCUCGUACUUUAAAGCAAAGUUCUAUAUUUAGACGCGGGUAUAAAUAGAAUUAUCAACUAAUGUUCGUCACAAAUGUAAUUCGACGUCUUGGUAGACACUUCAGAUGAAGCCAGCAUGAGUAAUAGUGUUUUUGACUUGGUAUAAACGGUAAGAAACAUCGUCUGGGAUACAGUUCCUCCGGUCUUCAUUUCAUCCUCUGGGUUGAUCUCAACCCCCUCCCUCCGACUCAAUGAUGUCUGGGGAGACGAAGACUGUGAUCAAGGGAAACUCCUCCAAGUAUGUGAAGCUAAACGUAGGGGGUACCCUCCACUACACCACCAUUGGAACCCUUACCAAGCAGGACACCAUGCUCAGAGCCAUGUUCAGUGGCAGGAUGGAAGUCCUCACAGAUUCAGAAGGAUGGAUACUUAUAGAUCGCAGCGGUAAAUACUUUGGACAGGUGCUGAAUUUUCUGCGGGAUGGUACCAUUCCUCUGCCGGAGACACGACGAGAGCUAAUGGAGCUCCUGGCAGAGGCCAAGUAUUACCUGGUUCAAGACCUGGUGGUGCUAGUAGAGGCUGCAGUAAAGAACAUGGAUCACACUGUGGAGCUUGUGUGUAAGGUCCCACUCAUCACCUCACACAAGGAGGAGCAGCUACUGCUCACCACCUCCACUAAGCCUGUUGUGAAGCUAAUUUGUAACAGACAUAAUAACAAGUAUUCAUACACAAGCAACUCCGACGAUAAUUUAUUGAAGAAUCUGGAACUGUUUGAUAAACUGUCUUUACGCUUCAACCGUCGAGUGUUAUUUGUGAAAGAUGUGAUAGGGAGUAAUGAGAUUUGCUGCUGGUCUUUUUACGGCCACGGAUCCAAGAUAGCCGAGGUCUGCUGUACAUCCAUUGUCUACGGCACGGACAAGAAACACACAAAGGUAGAGUUUCCUGAAGCCAGGAUAUUUGAAGAGACUCUGAAUGUGUUACUGUAUGAAAACCGCGAGUCCCGCCCAGACGAAGGCCUCAUGCAGGCCACCAGGGGCUACGCUGAUGUACACCAUAGUUACCAUAGCGACGAGGAGGUGGAGGAAAAACUGGAUCGCAAAGAUCGAAUGCGGCGGAAAUAAUUAUUUAUUGUGUAUGAAAUGCCCUGUUAGAUCAUUGUGAUAAUGUACGUGUGGACAGUAUGAUGAUAGAUGUACGGAUUUUCUGUAGAACCGAGGCCUGUCUCCCUAUACACACGUCAUAGACUCUUCCAUAUCAAUGGGGACAAUUCUAUAAUUGUAUCCAUUUGGGUCAGUUCAUGUAGAGCUUCAGGGGUUGAGGAAGGUUGAAUUUCUUUCACCUUUUCAAUCUCUGUGUUUUCACAGUGGACUGCUGAUGGGCUGUGAGCUUGCAUUGUAUGAUAGAUUAAUUGGAGACCUUUGAGUAUGAUGGACUAAUCCAAGACCAUUGAUAUGGUCUGGACUGGACCAUGUAGGAUUGGGCAUCACUGAUCCAACUCCUUCAUUCAGGGCUAGACAAUAAGGGUAGCCCGAUAGUCAAUGAAACAAGUGUUAUCUCCAGCUGGACUAGUGGUUCUAAAAAGUUAAAAGCACUGGUCCGUUUGACAACUUGGACAGUUGGCCAGUUUUGGAAUUUUUCCCCACCCCCAACUAAAAUUAAUAUGGUAGGAUAUCUGGUUAAAUAGCUCAUUGGUGACUGUAUUAGUGAUGCCCAACUACAGGUGUUAUGUCUGGGAGUCGGGUCGUGGUUCAAGCGUCUGUGAUUAUUGAGUAUUACAGCCGAGAAGAUGGACAGCAAGUUUAGGGGUGAAUAUUUAUAUAUUGUACAGACUCCUUGUGUAGCGUGUCCGAAAUAUGAUUAUGAUGUUUGUGUGUGAACAGUUCCUCCUGCGCUUUCUUGUACUUAUUUAGGCAAACAAAACAGAGAUCCAACUCUUAAAAGGCAAAAAACAAUAAUGAUGGUUCAGUCUUUGUCAAAUUGACCUUAUUCACCCCUGAAAUUUCAUAAUAAACUAUUCCAACCUUUGAAUUGGAAGAGUUCAAAUGUUUCUUCAGGGGUGAAUGAAUUAAAGAAAUGGAAUAGCAUGGAAUGUUCAACUGAAAAAUAUUCAUCAAGUAAAUUGGGACUUGCUUUUUAGAUAAUCAUGUCCCGCCUGCUUAUGCAGUUUCCUAAGCGUUCCAUCAAAACUCUAUCCUGCAAUCAUACCAAAUUAAUAUUAUGCAUCAGUAUUUUCAUUUUUAAAACUUUCUGAUAAUUUAAUAAUGUAUACUCUACAUGUGUUCUAUCGAAACGAAAACUCAUCUACCGUUAAAUGUGCAUGUGUUUCAUAUGCCCAAGUAGGAGGCACGGUAGUCUAGUGGUAGGACACUGGGCUUGUGACCGAAGGGUUGCGGGUUCGAGUCACGACACUAU